Culex quinquefasciatus (southern house mosquito) is the source of this 5067-nucleotide messenger RNA. RefSeq lists its product as uncharacterized. Lineage: Eukaryota; Metazoa; Arthropoda; Insecta; Diptera; Culicidae. Gene Ontology annotation, biological process: DNA integration; proteolysis. Bases 1 to 5067 code for a protein of 1688 amino acids. Gene Ontology annotation, molecular function: aspartic-type endopeptidase activity; nucleic acid binding. The transcript is spliced from 2 exons. The record is from RefSeq and is a predicted model, not a curated record.
AUGAAACAGUUCCAGUUUGGGGUACCUCAGUCGCCGGUCAAGAAACAGAUCAACAAUAUUUUGGAAUCAUCUCGUAACUCAACUCCCACAACUGUGUCCAAUAUUUCCGAACGCUCGAAGCUCACGUUGAGAACCCCUGUCCCUAUCACAACUGUAGCGACUACCCCGACGCCCACAAUUUUGAUCACGACGCCUAGUCCAACUUUAUCACCAUUAGUGACUUCUCCAAUCGCGACCCCGACUUUGUCGAAUUCUGUCGCCAGCGGAUCGGAUACGCCGAACGCCGGCGUGACACCCACACUCACGCUUGAGAGUCCAAACCCAACUACGCCUACAUCGCGAGUAUCAACGCCGUUGGUGCAGACCCCAAACGUAGUUCCGCGGAACCCGAGGUUUGAAUUUCCCACACCAGACCGGGGUGGUGAAGGUACGGUCAGCAAUAGCGGUUCGAGUUCUCCGACGAAAGGAAAAAAGACAGACAUGGCUUCAGGAGGUUCAGGUCAGGACAACGGAGGACAGGCUGGAGAUGACAAGUUCAUGACGGAGUGGAAAAAUAUGAAGGCGUUGCUUGUGGACUUAGUGGACAAAAACGCAGAGCUAAGGACGGAAAUACAAGAACAAAAGAAAGCGUUACAGGCGAAAGGAAGUCAGGGACCAGUCAAAAUGAAGACGGGCGCAACCCAAACGGACGACAGCUCGAAGGGAGCGAUACCGAAGAGAGGAGAGGGAUCAACGUCGACUUCAUCCGGCAUUCCGCAAGAGGAAUGGGAAGCCAUGAAGGAGAUGCUGCGGACGAUCAUGCUGCAGCAGAGCUCGGCAUCAGCAAACAACAACGUACCUCCUAGGAACAAUCCUCAGCCAGGCCGAGGAAGCGAAAAUCCACGCCAAUCUCCACCGCCGUACCCACCGAGUUACGAGGGCGACUACAGCGACGCAUCUAGCUCGAGAGGAAGUGCUCGAGGAGGCCAUCGGUAUCGAGAUCAGCCAGGACGAUUCGACGGACGAAUCGACAAAUGGAAGAUCCGGUUCUCAGGCGAUUCUAGUGUAUCCGUGGAGAAUUUCCUAUACAAGGCGAAGAAACUAGCGGAACGGGAAGAAAUUCCGCCGUGGGAGCUACUCCGGAACAUUCACAAGCUGCUUGAAGGAACCGCCGAAGACUGGUUUUUCACUUACGCGGACGAUUUCGACUGUUGGCGAACGUUCGAGUGCAAGUUCACGCACCGGUUCGGCAAUCCCAACAAGGACCAGGGAAUCCGAUCAACCAUGAAAUACCGGAAGCAGCAACGGGGAGAGGCGUUCAAGGCAUUUGUCGAUGAGAUCGUGAGGUUGAACCGACUGCUGACAAACCCGUUACCGCAGGACAGGCUGUACGAGACCAUCUGGGACAACAUGAGGGAUCACUACAAGACAAAGAUUGCCGUAGUUGGGGUAGGAGACUUGGACCAACUGUUGGAAAUCAACCACCGGAUCGACGCAGCGGACAGCUCGAUCAAGCAGCAAGCAGACGGCUCAGGCGAGUUUUCAAAUCAGCGCCACGUGAAUCACGUGGAAGUUGAUGAGUAUGGAAGCGAAGAGGACGGAGCAUCGGUCAACGCCAUCAGAGGUCAACAGAGCAGCUACAGGCCGCCGUGCAGUUCGGCGAGUCAGGACCAGCAACGAUCGACAAGUGCGUACCGUAAUCAGUACCGAUCGAGACCGCAGCAGCAACCCAGAGAACAAGCACAUCACCAACAACAACCUCAAGAUCAACUACAACAACAACCGCAGCAUUUGAUCAAUCGAACGCGACAGGCAGACACGACUCAAGCAGCGAACCCACUUCCGGUAGAGACCAGCGGAGCCACAGCUCAACUGUUGUGCUGGAACUGCUUGGUUCACGGGCACAGCUGGCGCCAAUGCAACAAACCGAAAGCAAACAAGUGUCCGCACAUCCGAGUCAACAUCUUCGACACGCAAAUCGAUGCGCUGCUCGACUCUGGAGCGGGAGUCAGCAUUUUGAACUCGCUGGACAUCAUCGACCAGUACCGUUUAAAAAUCCAACCGGCGGCCAUCCGAGUGUCGACCGCGGACGGGUCGAACUACGGCUGCUUGGGAUUUGUAAAUUUGCCGUUUACGUUCAAGAACACGACGCGAGUGAUUCCAACCAUUGUCGUCCCGGAGAUCUCUCGGAAACUAAUACUCGGAGCCGAUUUCUGGGAGGCGUUCGGGAUCAAGCCGAUGAUCGACCUCGGUCAAGGACCAGAAAGCGUCGAGAUGGUCGAGCAGGACGACGACGCACUUCUCUGCUUCACGAUCGAGCCGUCGGAGACAACGCUAACGUUGGAAGAACCCGAGGAGGAGGACACGCUGGACAUUCCGGUGUACGAAGGUCCUACCGAGUCCGUUCCGGAUCCGGAUGCGAUCGAGACCGAGCACGUCCUGACGACCGAACAACGCCGACAACUGUCCGAAGUCAUUCGUGCAUUCGAGUUGACGUCGACCGGGAAGUUAGGUCGCACACACCUCAUCGAGCACGAGAUUGUGCUGAAGGAAGGAGCAAAACCGAGGAACCCGCCCAUGUACCGCUGUUCACCGUACGUUCAGCAAGCGAUCAACGCCGAGGUGGAACGGUUCAAGAAGCUGGACGCGAUCGAGGAAUGCUACAGCGAAUGGACCAAUCCGCUUGUUCCGGUGCCGAAAAAGAACGGGAAAGUUCGAGUCUGUCUCGAUUCGCGAAAGAUCAACAAGUUGACGGUCAAGGAUAGCUACCCAAUGCGGAACAUGCAAGAUAUAUUCCGACGGUUGGGCAAGGCUACGUACUUUUCCGUCAUAGACUUGAAAGACGCCUACUUUCAAAUACCUUUGAAAGAGGAAUGUCGUAAUUUGACCGCUUUUCGAACUUCAGAGGGAGUCUUCCGGUUCAAAGUCCUUCCGUUCGGGCUGAUGAAUGCGCCGUUCACGAUGUCCCGACUGAUGGCCAAGGCAAUUGGUUCAGACCUAGAGCCUAACGUCUUCGUCUAUCUGGACGACAUCGUGAUCGCGGCGAAUUCCUUCGACGAGCACCUGCGGUUGCUUCGACUGGUGGCGGAACGACUUCGAAAGGCCGGGUUGACUAUCUCGCUCGAGAAAUCUCGUUUCUUCCGCAAGCAGGUCAUGUACUUGGGGUACCUCCUCAACGAGCACGGAGUGGCCAUCGACAAAAGCCGGAUUCAACCGAUCCUCGACUACGCACAGCCGCGGACGCAGGAGGACAUCCGAAGGUUAAUGGGCCUCGCCGGGUUCUACCAACGGUUCAUCAAGGACUACAGUAGAAUGACGGCGCCGAUCACCGACUUGUUGACCAAAGAGAACAAACGCUUCACGUGGACUAAAGAGGCAGAAGACGGGUUUCGGGAGCUCAAAGCAGUCCUGACCUCCGCGCCGAUCUUGGGAAACCCUGACUUCUCGAAGCUGUUCACCAUCGAGUCGGACGCGUCAGACCGAGCGGUAGGAGCGGCGCUGGUCCAAGAGCAAGACGGCGUCACGCGCGUCAUCAGCUACUUCAGCAAGAAGCUCAACCGAACACAGCGGCGAUAUUCAGCAGUAGAAAAGGAGUGCCUCGCCGUACUGUCGGCCAUACAGCAUUUCAGGCAUUACGUAGAGGGAGCCAAGUUCCGGGUCAUCACCGACGCCAGAAGCUUGCUCUGGUUGUUCAACGUCGGCGCAGAGACGGGCAACGCGAAGCUAUUGAGAUGGGCGUUGAGGAUUCAAGCCUACGACUUCGACCUCGAGUACCGGAAAGGGAAAGCGAACAUCACGGCCGACUGCCUGUCACGCUCGAUCGAAGUGGACGCCGUUCGCGUCACGCUUCCGGACGACGAGUACGAAGAGCAGAUCGAGAACAUCACUGGGAACCCAACGAAGUUCAGUGACUAUCGGGUGAUCGACGGACGGAUCUUCCGCUACGUGAAGUCGCCUAACCGCCAGACCGAUCCACGGUUUAGCUGGAAGCUACUGCCGCCGCGAGCCGAACGCAAGGAGAUCGUCACGAAGGUUCACGACCGAGCUCACUUCGGUUUCGAAAAGACGCUGGCAUCGCUGAAGGAGCGACACGACUGGCCGAAAAUGCGUGAAGAAGUUCGGAAGCACUGCCGCGAAUGCCUACAGUGCCAGGUGAGCAAAGCCGGCAACCAGAACGUCACGCCGCCCAUGGGACCACAAAAACCGGUCCAAUACCCGUGGCAGUUCAUCACGCUCGACUACGUCGGUCCGCUACCCGCCUCGGGCAAGAACAGGAACACAUGCCUGCUCGUCGUGACCGAUGUGUUCAGCAAGUUUGUUCUCGUGCAACCGUUCCGCGAGGCGAAAGCACACUCGCUCACAGAGUUUGUCGAAAACAACGUGUUUCGUCUGUUCGGAGUCCCGGAGAUAGUCCUGACGGACAACGGAACUCAGUUUUUAUCCAAGCAGUUCAAAACCCUUCUCGAGUCGUACCACGUCCAGCACUGGCUGACCCCGGCGUAUCACCCUCAGGUGAACAACACCGAGCGGGUGAACCGAGUGAUCACCACGGCCAUCAGGGCGACGUUGAAGAAAGACCACAAACAUUGGGCCGACAACCUUCAGGACAUCGCGGACGCCAUCCGUAACGCUGUACACGAUUCGACACACUACAGUCCAUACUUCGUGGUCUUCGGCCGGAACAAAGUGUCCGACGGCCGGGAGUACAGCUGGAUCAGAGACAACUACGAGCCGAGCGACGACGACAAGGAUGUUCCAGAGCAGAAGAAGAAGCUGUUCGAAGAGAUCAAAAAGAACCUGACCGCCGCCUACCAGAGACACGCCAAGACGUACAACCUCCGUACGAACGCCAACUGUCCCAAGUACACCGUGGGGGAGAAAGUGCUGAAGCAGACCUUUGACCUGUCCGACAAGGGGAAGGGCUUCUGCAAGAAGCUCGCACCGAAGUACGAACCUGCGUUCGUGCGAAAGGUGCUGGGAAAAAACACGUACGAACUGGAGGAUCUGGACGGAAAACGUUUUGGGGUCUACUUCACCAAUCGGCUGAAAAAGUGGCACACACCUCAGCCAGCGGCAAGCGGAUCGUGA